ACACGCCGCUCCGCGUUGACUUCCACAUAAACAAGAGCAGCGCAGCGGACAGCGGAACAUGGAGCAUCGCUUCGAUAGGGCGGCCGCGGUGCUGUCUCCGCUGGAGGAGUCCAGCGCGGAGGUGAGCAGGGACAGCGGCAUCGUGUCCCAGAGCGCCAGCAGCCUGUCUAUGGUGAGCGAGGCCCUGAGCAGCGGCACCGUGUCUCAGAGCCCGAGCUUCGGCGCCGCAGUGGCCCAGAGCCCGAGCUCCCCGGCCGGAGCGACCCAGCCGGAGCAGACGCAAGACGACGAGCUCCUCAGACACACCGCCAUCACCUACUCCGCUUAUAUCAGAGCCAACGCGGAAGAGGAGGUCCUGUGCUUGGAGAAAAGCCUGGAGGAAAUGCUUACAAGAGUGGAUGAGUUUGUCGGUAUGCUUGAUAUGAUUCGAAACGACACUUCGCAGGUGGUCAAUGACAACCUGCCACAAAUACAGAGAAAAUCUGAAGAGAUGAGAGAGAUUUACCGAAAAAUUGACAAAUUGGAGGCCUUUGUCAAAAUGGUUGGAGCCAAUGUGAGCGCAAUGGAGGAACAAGUAACUCAAGUCGAAGGCGAAGUCGGGACCCUGCCAGGCACCUUCAAGAAGUUCUUCCGCACAAUGGCCGUAGCGGGUUUUUUAAAUAAACCUGCUAGCCCAAGAAGGCAAUCACAAAAACAUCAAGAGCUUCCCAGUGUAUUUAGGACAGACGACUACUUCAAACCUCCGUCUGAGCAGUAAGAGAGACUUUACGAAGCGCCGAUCAAGACCAGGGUUCUCCGACAUCAGCAGCGCGGCCUGCUUUCAGACGCAAACACCCAGGAUCGCUAACACGAGCAUUUCACGGUCACUUUAUCUGCAACUUAUUCAACGAAUCCUGAUCGAAGCCAACUGUUAUUUUAGUAGGCGGUCUAAUGGCAGCUAGUUUUAUAACAAACAGAAGCUUUGGUUUUAAAUGACUCGUUUGUUUGGGGGUUUUUUUGUUUGUUUUUUUUCCUGAAGUGCCUCUCCAGGAAGUCUGACGCCGUUUCUUACAAAUGGGAAAGCAUGUCCGAAAAAUGUCAGAACAUUAGUUGAAACGUUUCUAUGAUUUUUACUCCUACUUGUACAUAGUUUUACAGCUUUAUAAUUUUUUCGCCCUCGGUCUUUUCUUCCAGUGCUUGAGAUCUAUUUGCACUACUUUCCCUGUUGCUAUUUAUCACUGAUCUAUCUUAUUAAGGUCUACAAAUUGGUGUCUGGCACAUGUUGAUGACGAAUCUGUGAUGAAUUCACGUAACCAGUGUAAAGGACUUUUGGUUAUUAUGUAGCAUUGAGUGCCGCACUCCUCAGCCAAACAAUCGCCAAAAGAAACAUUGUUUGUCAUGGACUAUUUACUUUUUAUACUUAAAUGUCCAUGGACGGUUGUGUUAUGCUACUUGUUACAUAAUUGUGACUAACGAUUGUCUAUUUGUAAUAAAUUUCCAAAUGUAGCCUAUCAUAAA
Molecule: messenger RNA, 1497 nt
Organism: Puntigrus tetrazona (Sumatra barb)
Lineage: Eukaryota; Metazoa; Chordata; Actinopteri; Cypriniformes; Cyprinidae
Gene: bloc1s4
Product: biogenesis of lysosomal organelles complex-1, subunit 4, cappuccino
Exons: 5
Coding region: 59-757 (232 amino acids)
Cellular component (GO): BLOC-1 complex
Source: RefSeq, a predicted model, not a curated record